AUGUUUUCCUACCAUCCCUUUUCUGAAGAAUGCACAAAGGCUUUGAACGAAGUUGUGGCUUACCACCUGCAUACAUCCCAUGUGUAUUUAGCAAUGGUACACAAUUUCAAGUCUGACGAUGAAACUUAUCCUUUUGUCUCAUACUUUGAAACCCUGGCUGAUUCAAGGAGGGAAUAUGCAGAUAAAUUCCUACAACAUCUAUGGACCCGUAACAAAAAGAUCUGCCCUCCAAUAUAUGAGAAGGUCGAUAUGAAGGAAAUAACCACACCUAUAAAAGCCAUUCUACUGGCUCAGAAGAUGGAAGUGACAUUAACCAGCAUCCUGCGAGGCCUAAAGGCUGUUGCACGUCGUGAAUCAGAUCUCUUAACAUUUUUAGCAUCAGUCCUCCGUAAACAAGGAACGAAUGAAGACUUUAUGAAAAGUCAACUUACUCAACUGCAAAAAACUGAAAAGAAAAGAGAAAAGGGACCCCAGACUGAAAAUCCUUCUACCUCAUCAGGUGCAGAAGGGUUUAACCUCAGAAGCAAAAAAAGCAAGUUGGAGCUCACAAAGCCAGAGUGA
Mastomys coucha (southern multimammate mouse) is the source of this 561-nucleotide messenger RNA. RefSeq names its product ferritin heavy chain-like. The coding region runs from base 1 to 561 and encodes 186 amino acids. The record is from RefSeq and is a predicted model, not a curated record. The transcript has 4 exons. Lineage: Eukaryota; Metazoa; Chordata; Mammalia; Rodentia; Muridae. Gene Ontology annotation, molecular function: ferrous iron binding; ferric iron binding. Gene Ontology annotation, biological process: iron ion transport; intracellular iron ion homeostasis. Gene Ontology annotation, cellular component: cytoplasm.